This is a messenger RNA of Talaromyces proteolyticus, 2238 nucleotides long. RefSeq names its product glycoside hydrolase superfamily. The transcript has 3 exons. Gene Ontology annotation, cellular component: cell surface; extracellular region. Lineage: Eukaryota; Fungi; Ascomycota; Eurotiomycetes; Eurotiales; Trichocomaceae. Gene Ontology annotation, biological process: glucan catabolic process. Gene Ontology annotation, molecular function: beta-glucosidase activity. The record is from RefSeq and is a predicted model, not a curated record. Bases 1 to 2238 code for a protein of 745 amino acids.
AUGGACCGUGAAGGGUAUAGAAGAGGGACGAGUCGUGCUCGAGAUGGGAGUCCGGUGAGAGAAAGAAGACAUCGGCCGAGGCAUGACGAAGAUGUCAGUGAUAGAGAGCGAGAUCGAGAGUUGCGCAGACAGCGUCACAAGGAACGAGAACGAGAGCGUACGGCAGCGAAACAUACGAGUACCGACUCGACGAAUAGUGCGUCACAGCUACUCAGCGCUGACGCUCUAGCUAAGCUCAAUGAGCACUACGAGCAAGGAAAAGGGCGAGAAUACAAACGAAUGAGCCGGCAGGAUCGGACUCGAGAUAUUCCUAAUGAGGACCUUCGGGUAGACAAAAAACGACGGCGACGGCAUGAAGUUUUGGAUGAGAAGAACUAUGAUGAGCAUAACGCCGAGUCUCCUCGCCAGUCCCAAAAGAGACGAUUGGUCUCGGGAGCAGUCAUGGAAGAAGGGCGAAGCAAUAAGCUAAAAUUUUGGAGGCGAGGAGGCGGAGGUGGUGGCCCGAUCUUUGGCGGCGGCCGCGGAGGGCGUGAAAAUGGAGGCAGGGAAAAGGAUGGUGGUGAUGAUGAUGAUGAUGAUGGAGAGCCGUUUUGGAAAAGGCGAAAAAAGCUUUUAAUAGCUCUUGGGGUGAUUGUUCUUAUUCUUGCCAUCGUGAUCCCAGUUGCAAUCGUCGUGUCCAAGAAGCAAAACCAGAAUAAUAAUAGCACAGGCAGCUCGAGCAGCGGUGACUCGCCUGGCAGCUCUACAAGCAAUUUAACAUCCAGCCUUUCGAGCAUCUCAAGGGACAGCAUACCAGCGGCUGCACAAGGAACCUACUUUGACCCUUUCACAUGGUAUGACACUCGGGACUUUAACUUGACAUAUACAAAUGAAACUGUCGGUGGUCUGCCAAUAAUGGGCCUCAAUUCAACAUGGGAUGAUUCAGCGCAGCCAAAUAGCAAUGUUCCGGCUUUAAAAAACAGCUUUCCGUAUGGAAGCUCACCUAUUCGAGGUGUAAAUAUCGGUGGAUGGCUCUCAAUCGAACCAUUCAUCACACCGUCAUUUUUCGCUCAGUACCCAAUCACCGCCGGUAUUGUAGACGAGUAUACUCUGUCCCAGAAGCUGGGUUCAUCCGCUGCAUCAACAAUUGAGGCGCACUAUGCCACAUUCAUCCAAGAAGAGGAUUUUGCAGAAAUCGCAGCUGCUGGGCUUGACCAUGUCCGAAUUCCUUACUCAUACUGGGCGGUGACAACGUAUCCGGAUGACCCCUAUGUCGAGAAGAUAGCUUGGAGAUACCUCCUAAGAGCUAUUGAGUAUUGUCGGAAAUAUGGGAUACGAGUCAACCUUGACCUACACGGCCUACCUGGUAGUCAGAAUGGCUAUAAUCACAGCGGCAGACAAGGAUUAAUUGGAUGGCUCAACGGAACGGAUGGAGCUUUGAAUGCUCAACGUUCCUUGGACAUUCAUGACCAACUUUCCCAAUUCUUUGCCCAAGAUCGAUACAAAAAUAUUGUAACUAUAUACGGUCUCGCCAAUGAACCACCACUACUUACACUUGAUAUUGCAACGGUACUUAAUUGGACAGUCAAGGCAACCGAUAUAGUGCAAAAGAAUGGUAUCAAGGCCAUGAUCUCAAUGGGCGAUGGGUUCUUGAACCUGGACAAAUGGCAGUACAUUAUGAAGACUGAUGUGCCUUCUAAUUUGUUGCUGGACACCCAUCAAUAUACCAUCUUUAACGUCAACGAAAUCGACUUAGCCCAUGCCGACAAAAUCAACUUGACAUGUACGUCCUGGUUACCGAUGCUAGAGAAAGUCAAUAGUACGACCAACGGCUGGGGUCCAACAAUCUGCGGCGAGUUUUCCCAAGCUGACACAGACUGCGCCCAAUACCUGAACAACGUAGGCUCCGGCACACGCUGGGCAGGGAAUAUAGGCUCAACAUCCGAUCCUCGCUGUCCCACAGCCACAGGCAACAGCAACAGGAAAGGAACAACCUGUAGCUGCGACAUGGCCAAUGCCGCCGUCUCAUCGUACAGCGACGACUACAAAAAGUUCCUACAAACAUAUGCCGAAUCACAAAUCUACGGGUUCGAGAAAAUGAUGGGAUGGUUUUAUUGGACCUGGCAGACUGAAUCUGCGCCGCAGUGGAGUUACAAACAGGCGAGAGAUGGAGGGUUUAUGCCAAAACUGGCGUAUGAGCCAUCUUUCAAGUGUGGGGAUGCGAUCCCUGAUUUUGGGACUUUGCCUGAAUAUUACUGA